AACAAUCAGAUUAAUUUUCUGAGAACUUAUUUGCACAAAAAAUAAAACACACCUACCACUUUCCAAUCCUUUGUUUGUUGCACUGGGCGCCAAAGAGAGGUAAGCGAAGUACCCCUACCCUUAUCCUACCACUCACAGAAAUUGAUGUGUAGAAAAUUUUGAACGGAAUGACUAUGAACUGGAUAAAUCCCUGGCAGCUUUUUGCCAUUGGAAAAUUUGUAUUUUGUAUUUUGAAUUUUGCAUUUCUGUUUCCAGUAUCAUGAAGCCGUAAAACAAUAUGCAGAAGCUUUUGUUCGAAUUUUUGUUCAACCAGAUUGAGAUUGAUCCUAGUUUUUUCAAUCUCAUGCAACCAAAUCCGAUGUUGCCAUUAUUCCUCAGCCUGCGAUGAAUGCCAGAUUUCCUACGUUGACAAAAAGUCUAAGCAUAUGGCUGAUUGCAUUUGGACAACUGGUGUUUGUUUUGCUUUUUUUGGCUUUUGUGUUAAAAAGCUAUUUUGAAAAGAUAUAGAUCGUCAAGUUUCACAGCAAGUUUCACACAUCAAUCGGGAAAUGUUUCUACAUUAGCGCUAGCAGAAGAGUGAUUUACCCAUAAGCAGAAAUCAGCAUCAUUUCGUUAUGAUUUGACUUUUUCAAUUAUUAAGAAUAUUUUAGGUGGUCAAAAGGUGAUAAAUUUUCUGACAAGUCUUUACUUCGUGCAAGUACAUAUUUCCUGCAAGUCUGUUUUCUGGCUCGAAUAUUUUACUGUUCGCUUGUCGUUGUAAUCAAUGUGUACUUAAUGAGAAUGCCUUGAAACAACCGUCAUUGUUACAUAUUAGUAUGCAUAAAAUCCCAAUUUCAAAGGUAAACUUUCCGAAUCAAGUAAAAUUCUAGGUCGUAUAAAUCAAGUAGAAUUUAGAAAAUAGUAGUAAAAAAUGAAUUCUUUUAUAUCAAUUACCUUCUUCUAUAAUAUCUCAUGUGGUCAAAGACCAAUCAAACACAAAAUUUUAGAGAAUUGAGAGUGGUUCAAUCCUAUCUGUUCCUUCCAUUGGUGGAAUUCUAACUCUUUAAGUGGUAGGCAAGCAGAAAAGAAUCGUUCGCAAUUCCUGUCAGAACAGGCUUUUCUAUUUUAUUUUUGCGCAAAAAUAUUCGAAUUUUAACUUUCAUAAUGAUCUCAAAUCAAGAUGAGCCAUCCAUAUUUUACGAGCCUUUUAAUUUAUAUUACUAGCCUCUUUCCUGUUAAUUUGAAAAAAAGGCUCAGUGGCGUUCGUUGACAGCAGCGCGAAAUUUGUACCCAGAGAGGUUUGUUUACACAUUCGGUUACUGUUUAUUAGACGAAGAAGGAUGCCUCGGCCUGCACUUAAAUGCCAUGUCAAUUUUAAAGUCAAGCAGGUUGCCUGCCCAGGAACUUUGCAUCUGACUGACAGAAACUUUGUGUUUGUUACAGUUUCACUUUUAGCUCAGACAAGAAGAACCAAAUCUGUUUUUGCUAGUUUCCCUUUUGUCUUCAACGAAAAAUUGAUGUUUGAAAGAAUUUUUACCAAUGCAAGGACACUGGACCAUGUACUUGAAAUAUUGGAAGAUGAGAUUGUUAGCAUUGAACUGAGGCAAUAUUCAGAAAGAUAUGACGACGGCAAAGUUCUAGCAAGAUUCGAGCAGUGUUCUAGACAGUUUUUGUUUCCAACGCCUUCAUUUGCACCAAAGGAUGACGUUAAUCGCGAAAUAUUGCUGGCAAGAACACAAAAUUACCCCAUUGAACGUGGCAUUGAUCCACAGUUAUCAUUUACAACAAGCACCAGAAUUGAAGAGACCAGUAUUGCAUCAAGCUCAAGAGAACAUCUUUCAAGAUCUAGGAUUUCACCAACCAGAACGACAAACUCUGCGAGAAAGAUUCCAUUGGUACGACCUCCCUCUUCCUCCUCAGAAACCGAAGAAGAAGCAAUCAUCACAACACCGAGGCGGAAGCAUUCACCAAAGCGCAGCGUUGUAAAGCAUGAAGAACACUGCAUUUGUGAAUGCCCUAACCGACUAGAAAGUUACCGAAAUGGCCUUCCUUCGAAAUCAGUUUCACCUAGCCGAGGAAACCCUAAAAAGACAUCGCUCCAUAAGCCUCCUUUCAAGGCUGGCCGGGCCCCACAAGAUCUCAUAUCAAAACGAGAUUUCAACAAUUCACCGAGAAGAUAUCAAAGAAUAACUUUCGGAGAUAGCACAGUUUUCUCCUGCCCGAAAUGCCUAUUACCAGCACCUGACUGCACUAAUUGUACCACAUCUCCAAAUGGAAGCAACAGAAGUGUGCGACAUCAAUACGUAGAGAAUUCGGUGCAAGAGCGACCAAGAUCGUCCCCGCAUCCUUCGACGCGCGGCAAUCGCUCUCCCAGCAGCAAACCUGGAAUGCCAACUGUCCGUGCAAGAAUCCCGAUCACUUUACCUGUGUCAUUUGACGAUGAAGACCGUUACCGCGCGGCUUUAGCGGUAUCGAGUGAGAGAAACCGCAAUCGAGCAAGGAUAUUUGAAAAUUCGGAUUCACCAGAGCACAACAUUACUAGAUCACAUGUUCGCAGCACAGUAAAGGAUUUGCUGAGAAAAAACGAUUCUGUAUUGCAAUAUGAGCUGACAGAUUCUGAACUCGAAGACUCCCUGAUGAGUGACAUAUCUGAUGACGAUGUCCCGAUGCCUGAAAGUCCAAGCAAGAGAAGCAUCUCUAAGGAAGUUCCGGGUAGAAGCGUUGUUGUCCCAUUGAGCGCAAGAAAAUGUUGGUCAAGCGAUUCUCACCAUUAUACAAACAAAACACACAGACAGCUCUUCAACGACAGUAUGAGCGAAAUUUACAAAGAUUUGUACCGCAAGGCAACAGGGUCUGAUUAAGUUUUAUAUUUAUUCCUUUGUUUGUAAUCAUAGUUUUGAUAAUAUAAUCUGUAUUGCUAUUAUUUAGUAUCACAAAGUUUUUAUAUUUCUUCAUUUAAGUUCUUUAAACUCAUGAUAAAUGAUGAUAUCCAUAUUGAAUUAUUAGAAAAUGAUUAAAUAUUGUGAAAUGGCAUUCGUUUUGUAAAAUUGUCCGAUAAAAAGUUUAAGUAUGUUUUGAAAUGUUUGCAUUUUUCAUAGCCAAUUUUAAAGAAAAUAUUCCACUCCUAUUUAAACUGGCUAAGUGGCUUUCUGAAGUUUUGGACCCUGUUCUUCAAAAAUAUUCAAAACAUUGUAUCAAGGACUCUUUUACGUUCGCUGAGUUCAUGCGAAACUUGAACAUCGAAAACGAAACAUCUUUCAUGUGUUCUUUCGACAUCAGCAGUCUUUUCACAAAUGUUCCUUCGAGUGAGAUCAUCAAAAUAUGUGCCGACGCUUUGUACCGGAGCGAGCUUAAUAGCCCACCAUUCCCAGAGGAAGUAUUCAUUGAACUGAUGGAAACUGCAACACGUUCAGUUGAAUUCAGUUUUAACAAUGAAAUGUACCAACAAAAGGAUGGUGUCGCUAUGGGUAGCCCUCUGGGACAUGGGUUGGGCUGGCCAAUGUCUUUGUUGGCUUUUACGAAGAACGUUUGUUCGACUACGACCAAAAGCCAGGUGUCUAUUUUCGGUACGUGGAUGACACAUAUACUAUAUUCUAAACAGAGGCUGAGUGUGAUACUUUCCUAAAACGCCUUAAUGGCCUUCACACAGCCCUACAUUUUACAUUUGAAAAGGAAGAAAAUAACUCCUUGCCAUUUCUGGAUGUUUUGGUUGAAAAAUCUGACACUGGAUUUCUCACUAGUGUAUACCGUAAACCCACAUUUUCGGGGUUAUACACUCGAUGGAGUUCGUUUUGCCCAAAACAAAGAAAAAUCAGCCUCAUCAAAACGCUUACACAUAAGGCACUGAUGAUUUGUUCCAAGUCUAAACUCGACUCGGAACUUGAAAAACUAACUAAGAUUUUUCUGGAGAACGGCUUUCCAGAAGAUGUUAUUUCAGUUUACAUUAAGAAGAAGAUAGGAAAUUUCUCGGCUGACGUAAAAUUUGGUCCUCAAAAGUGCCCGGUCUAUCUAAAACUACCCUGGAUCGGUAACAGCUCCCUACGUUUUGAAAGCCAAAUAAAACAGGCCAUAACUAAUUGUUUCUUCGCGGUCAACCCACGUGUUGUUUAUAGUACAAAAAAAGGCCCUUCCAUCCAUUCAAAAGAACUGCGUUCCUGCCACAAAAAAAGUUCUGUUGUUUAUGAAUUUACGUGCCAGUGUGAUUCUGGCUACGUAGGACGCACCACCCAAAGAUUGGAGGAUAGAAUAAAACAACAUGUUCCAUCUAAUAUUAGAAACAAAACCCAUCCCCAAAGAGAACAGCCACCUCGAUCUUGCAAAUCUAAAAUUACAACUAAAACUUGCGAUUCUGCUAUCGGGCAGCAUUUGCUAGAAAACCCAGAUUGUGCAAAAAACUAUAAUGGCGACAUGUUUGGGAUUAUUUGGUAAAGCCCGAUCGUCGUUCCACCAUAGCACCUAGCAGUUUUAGAAUCUAUCUACAUAAGCACGAAAAAACCGCUACUGUGUAGACAAAAGGAGUUCGUUUUCACCUAAGGACUCCACUGGUAACAUUCUAAUAGGCAAGCGGCACUGAUUGGUCAACCUUUACAGUCAUGUGCUCGUGUUUCUGAUUGGCCUAUUUCGAUCCACAACUGGGUAUAUAUAUUUCUUAGCGUAGAGUUUUCGAUCUAUGUUCUGACGUUUUAAACUUUGAAGAAUGUCAGACGAAAAGCUUUAGUUUACUAAAGGUAUGGUUU
Messenger RNA from Rhopilema esculentum, 4715 nucleotides. RefSeq lists its product as uncharacterized. NCBI's taxonomy places the organism in Eukaryota, Metazoa, Cnidaria, Scyphozoa, Rhizostomeae, Rhizostomatidae. Gene Ontology annotation, molecular function: myosin light chain binding. Gene Ontology annotation, biological process: spermatogenesis. The record is from RefSeq and is a predicted model, not a curated record. Gene Ontology annotation, cellular component: sperm head-tail coupling apparatus.